UGAAUUUAAUGUGGAUAGUCUUUCAAACAUGAUCUUACCACCGACGUUUGUAGCAGGUUUCCACGAUGAAGCCGCGGUACGACGGAUGAAAUACAAUCGGUUUGGCGCAACCGGUUUGUUGGUUUCGCAUCUUUCAAUUGGAACGAGUGGAUUUUGCCCACAAUACGGCGAUUAUUCGAUCGACCAAUGCAAGGAAGCUUUACAUAGGGCGAUUAAAUCUGGAGUCAAUUUCAUUGACACGGCACCUUUGUACGGUCACGGGGUCUCUGAGGAAGUUUUAGGGAAGUGUUUGGAAGGGAUCCCUCGACAAGCCUACUAUCUUUCAACCAAGGUUGGGCGGUAUCAUCCGAAACUGAUGUUUGAUUUUUCCGCCGGUAAAACUAGAGAGAGCAUCGAACUUAGCUUGAAAAAGUUGGGAGUCGAGUACAUCGAUUUAUUGCAGGUGCACGACAUUGAGUAUGAUAAGUCGUUGAGUACCGUUCUUCAGGAGACUCUACCGGUUCUGGACGAGGCACGUAGGACUGGUAAAGCUAAAUUUAUCGGUGUUACCGGAUACUCAGUGUUCACCUUGGCCGAGUGCAUUGAGAAGAGCCGUGUUAAAAUUGAUACAGUUCUGAGCUACUGCCGUUUGUCGCUUAUCGAUACCACCCUUCAACAGUAUUUGCCCGAUUUUAAAGCGAGGGAUUUAGGUGUUAUUAACGCGGCAGGGCUUUGCUUGGGGCUCCUGACUGAUGAAGGUCCACAACCUUGGCAUCCGGCACCGCAAUUUAUUAAAGAUAUUUGCGUUGAAGCCAAUGAAUACUGUAAGGCUAAUAACGUUAGCCUAGCAAGAUUAGCUACACACUACUGUUACCAGCAGUCAGGUCCGGACACCACUUUAAUCGGCAUGAACCAUGUGGACUUGGUAUGUGCCAAUUUGGAUGUUUUGUACAAUGGUAUAGACUCUCAUGAGCAGCAGGUGCUGACUGAUGUACAAAUGAGAUUUUUUUCAAAAUUGAAGAUAGGAAAUUGGGAGCAAGAAAAUAACAAAUUUAAAGAGACUUUGCCAUAGAGCCACUGCAGAGAAGUACUUCGAUAUUUUUGUAGUAUACUGUAGUUCUCUUAUAUAAAAUGAAUUGUAAAUCAAGUACAUUCAGUGUAGAUUAAAAUUCUAGAGCACAUUAUAAAGCAUCUUAAAAAAAAG
Molecule: messenger RNA, 1183 nt
Organism: Photinus pyralis (common eastern firefly)
Lineage: Eukaryota; Metazoa; Arthropoda; Insecta; Coleoptera; Lampyridae
Product: L-galactose dehydrogenase-like
Exons: 6
Coding region: 29-1051 (340 amino acids)
Cellular component (GO): cytosol
Molecular function (GO): L-galactose dehydrogenase activity
Source: RefSeq, a predicted model, not a curated record